Messenger RNA from Salvelinus namaycush (lake trout), 3146 nucleotides. Its product is annotated as tRNA (guanine(26)-N(2))-dimethyltransferase-like. Gene Ontology annotation, cellular component: nucleus. Gene Ontology annotation, biological process: tRNA N2-guanine methylation. Bases 160 to 2208 code for a protein of 682 amino acids. The transcript has 16 exons. Lineage: Eukaryota; Metazoa; Chordata; Actinopteri; Salmoniformes; Salmonidae. Gene Ontology annotation, molecular function: RNA binding; metal ion binding. The record is from RefSeq and is a predicted model, not a curated record.
UGCAUGUCUGCGUCCAUGUGUUAACUUGAGUUUUGCAACAAAUAGCUAGUGAGUUAUUACCGUUGUCAUACAGUAAAUAUCUAAAAUCAUCAAAUACAGCUACAUUUUAAGUUGUCAACUUGGGAAAGUGCGCCGCAGAGAAGGACUGAGAAGUGCCCUAUGCUGAUCAUUACCGCUCGGCUACUCCCCCUCUUAACUGUACCCUUCACCCACCAGAGGAUUCUAAGGACAGUUGGCAGUGUUGCCUACAGGGGACUGAGAACCAUGGAGCCCCUCAGGGCCCCUCAGGAUCCACAAGUUAACACCACCCUGUCUGGGGUAGACACCAAGCCUCAGCCCCCUACUUCUGGAGCCCCAAUGGAGGGCUUGAACCCAACUCCAGCUGCCUCAACACCUGACCAGGAGAUGCCCCCGACAACGGGGUUGUUGCCAGGGGAGACAGUUGUCAGGGAGGGCAAAGCGGCCAUAUUGUUUCCCAGUGCCAACGAGGUGUUUUACAACCCUGUGCAGGAGUUCAACAGAGAUCUGACGUGUGCGGUGGUUACAGAGUUUGCCCGGGAGCAGAUGUCCCGGAGGGGGGUGAAGGUGGUAGUGCCAGGGGAGAAGAAGAGGGUGGUGGUCAAUCUAGCUGACGAGGAGAAAGAGACAGACAUGCAGACAGGGGAGAAGAAGAGGGUGGUGGUCAGUCUAGCUGACGAGGAGACAGAGAUGCAGACAGGGGAGAAAGGAGGAGAGGAGCCAGUCGUAACUGCUUCAGUGGGGGAGCGCUGUCAGAAUGGUCUGCGUGUGUUGGAGGGUCUGGCAGCGUCUGGCCUACGCUCUGUGAGGUUUGCUCUGGAGGUGCCUGGUCUAUCUAGCGUCACGGCUAACGACUUCUCAGCCAAGGCUGCUGCCCUCAUCGCCCGCAAUGCCCAGCACAAUGGGGUCACACACCUACUGCAGGCCAGCCAGAGAGACGCCAGCAUGCUGAUGUAUGAGAUGCGGGGGAAGAAGGACCGCUAUGAUGUCAUAGACCUGGACCCCUACGGAAGCCCCGCCCCUUUCCUGGAUGCCGCCGUCCAGGCCGUCGGUGAAGGAGGUCUGUUGUGUGUGACGUGUACUGACAUGGCUGUGAUGGCUGGUAACAGUGGGGAGACCUGCUACAGCAAAUACGGCUCUGUCUCCAUCAAAGCCAAGUACUGUCAUGAGAUGGCUCUGCGUAUCAUCCUGCAUAGUCUGGACCAGAGAGCUAAUGUGUACCAGCGGUAUAUCCACCCUCUGCUCUGUGUCAGUGUGGACUUCUACAUACGAGUGUUUGUCAGGGUACACACUGGACAGGCCAUGGUCAAAAACUCAGCAAGUAAACAAGCGUUGGUGUAUAACUGUGUAGGCUGUGGGUCGUUCCACUUACAACGACUGGGCAAGAGGACGACUCAGGGAAAACAUAUAAAGUACUCUGCAUCCACUGGACCGCCGGUCGGAGCAGAGUGUGAACACUGUGGACACAGACACCAGCUGGGUGGUCCUAUCUGGGGUGAGGCCCUCCAUGACGUGAGCUUCGUUCAGAAGGUUCUAUCUGCCGUGUCUGGGAACCCGUCCCGCUUUGGAACCGCCCGUCGCAUAGAGGGCAUGCUCAGCAUGGUCACAGAGGAGCUGGAGGAUGUGCCUCUAUACUACACGUUGGACAACCUGAGCAGCACAGUACACUGCAGCACUCCCCCUCUGCUCCAAUUCAGGUCGGCUCUGCUUCAUGCGGGCCACAGGGUGUCUUUGUCUCAUGCCUGUAAGAAUGCUCUAAAGACGGACGCUCCUCCCAGGGUCCUCUGGGACGUCAUGCGAUGCUGGGAACAGUCUAAUCCAGUGAAGAGAGAUAGACUGUCAGAGAGCAGCCCUGCUCACCACAUCCUCAAUACUGAACCCAUUCUACAAGCAUGUUUUGAUGUGAGGGAGGAUGCCAAUCCCCAGUCCCGCCGUCGUCACCUCACCCGCUUCCAGGAGAACCCUGAACCUUUCUGGGGGCCCAAGGCCCGCGCCAAUGCUGGUGGUGGAGGUAUCUCAUCCGACCUGGAGGACAGGAGGAAACAGGGUCAAAACAAGAGGAAGAACCAGAUCACAGACGCCACCCAGCUUAAGAGCUUCCCCUGCAAGAGGUUCAGGAAGGGGAAAUGCACACACGGUGAAAAAUGCUGUUACUCCCAUGACCCGCAACAGACUGACAAGAUGGAGUGAUGGUGGAGCGAGUCCUUCCUCCUCUCUUUUCUUCCCUCCCACUUGGUAUCCUCAUGUCCAGCUCAGCAGAAUCUGUCCACUGUAAGGUAUACUGGACACAAUCAUGGCUAAGCAACCAGGUGAAACUCCAGGCCCCAGACAUAACUAACGUUGAACUCCGGUUAUGACUCCGGGGUGAAGUUUGCCCCUUGGUACAAAUCUAGGAUCAGCUCUCCCUCCCCCAAUCCUCUACAUUACCAUUAGUGGGGAGAAUGCAAAACUGACCCAAGAUCAGCAUCUAUGGGCAACUUCAUUCCACAACAUUAUGGGAUGUCUAGUUAGCCCUGUAUUGGAAAUCCACAUAUUGGCUUCAUACUGAAGUGAAGCAUCAGUUAUGUUUUAUUUAUGACUGUUGUGACAGUCUAAUGCAAGUGUGGAGAAUUCAUUUGUUCUGGUGAAAAAUAGCUUUUACUGAUGGUUCAUUUUUAUAACAACUUGUAUAAUUUCCUAUGUGCUUUGACUUCCAUUGUAAUCAUGUGGAGGAAUGGGUGAGUGAAUACACACUGGGUUUAAUAUCAGCUGCACAUUGAUCACUAUGAUUUAACACAAAAGCUGUGUUUACACAAGCAGUUCAAUUCUGAUCUUUUGCCACUAAUUGGUCUUAUGACCAAUCAGAUUGGAUCUUUUGCCCAUAAUUGGGCUGCCUGUGUAAAUGCAGCCUAAACCACUCAUUUUUAAAAAGGCAUUCAAUUACGAAAGGCGCAUUCGAGAUGAAUAAAAAUCACUUAUGGCACAGAAUAUUCACUCAGCAUUGUAGAAAAUAUAUAUUGGUAACAGGUGUGUGUGAAUAGUUGGUCACUAACAUAUCAACAAUAAGUAGUUCUGGAAAAUGUCUUUGAAAUGGAAGGUUGUGGUUUUGGCACUAAUAUUACAAUAAAGGGAUUGUUCUUAUGCUUCAA